This is a messenger RNA of Wyeomyia smithii (pitcher-plant mosquito), 2088 nucleotides long. RefSeq names its product zinc finger protein ZFP2-like. Gene Ontology annotation, biological process: regulation of transcription by RNA polymerase II. Bases 171 to 1961 code for a protein of 596 amino acids. Gene Ontology annotation, molecular function: DNA-binding transcription factor activity; RNA polymerase II cis-regulatory region sequence-specific DNA binding. Lineage: Eukaryota; Metazoa; Arthropoda; Insecta; Diptera; Culicidae. The record is from RefSeq and is a predicted model, not a curated record. The transcript is spliced from 3 exons.
UUUUGGCGUGCAUUUCAUAACAAAUUUUUGUUCGCGUCUAUUCGAGUCGGAAAGAAGUCGGAAAAAUAUUCUAAAUUCUGUGAAAUUUUGUGUAUGAAUUAAAAAAUACACAUAAUCACGUAAAAAUCGAAAGGUUAGGUUGUUUCCAGUACGUGAAGUGUGGAAGCGGCAUGGAGGAAGUCAGUCGAAAACAGGUGGAAGGACUUAUUCCAACGAUAAAGGUAGAAGAGCUUAUAAUAUCGGACGACGUGUCCAGGGAAGGAGAAAUGCCACUUUCUAGCAGCAAUCGAUGCUCUAGUGAGCCGAUGGUAAAGAUCGCCCUGGACGGCGGUUCACCUGAUGUGAAACAAGAACCUGGGACGGACAUCACGGUUGAAGUUGAGGUUACAGCAGCUGGUAGAAAAAAUAAAGCUGCUAGCUCCAGCUCAAAAAAGGACAACACCGCUGUUGUUUGUGACUUCUGCAACAAGAAAUUCAGCACAAAAUACUACUUGAAGGAACAUAGAACAAUUCACACCGAGGAACGACCUUUCUCGUGCGAUAUCUGCGGCAAAACAUACCGCACAGCUGGGAUUUUGCACAAACAUAAGAGUAUCCACACAGAGGGUGGGGAUUUUGAGUGUGACAUAUGCAAGCGACAUUUUACCGUAAAAACAAAUUUGGUGGCUCACAUGAAAGCUCACCGCCCAGAUUGCCCACAUAAAUGUUUGAUUUGCGAUAGAACAUUCCGAUCGAAUUGUCGUCUCGUACAACAUAUGCGCACUCACACCGGUGAGCGACCCUUCAAAUGCGACAUCUGUGACGCAUCAUACAACAGACGUUAUCCUCUGAACUUACAUAUGGAGAGCCACAAGGUCGGGCCCACCCCAGACAACAACGAGGGUUUAAAGCCGAAACGGACAAAGAACAGCCGAAACGAUGGUUCACAGAAAUACAUCUGCGACAUAUGCGGUAAACAGUAUAAAAUAAUGAAAUCACUCCACUUACAUCAGAAGCUUCAUCAAAGCACCACUGUGAGGCCUGAGAAAAAAACCCAAAACCAACUGGUGCUCGAGUGUGCGGUUUGUGGAAAACCAAAUCUCAGUAGAACAAUGCUCAGAAGACACAUGAUUUGUCACAUUAAAGAACGUGCUUUUAAAUGCGAUAUUUGCGGUUCAUCAUAUAAGACAGCUCGAGAUGUAAAAGUACACCAGAGAACGCACUCCUCCGAGAGACCGUGUCAAUGCGAAAUUUGCGGAAAAAGGUUUCUUUUUCCUUCCGCAUUGAAGACCCACUUGAUGUGGCACAAUGAGGAACGGCCUUUCAAGUGCGAUAUUUGCGGUCAAUCUUUGAGGACAGAAUAUAAUCUAAGACUUCAUAAACAAACGCAUAUACGUGAAAAUAAAUGUUCGGUUUGUGGAAAAAAAUUCCGUUUUUCCCGAUUGCUCGUACAACACAUGCUAUCUCAUCCCGAUCAGCAAUUGUGGAAAUGUGAUAUUUGCAGUUCAGUAUUUGAUACAAAUGAUUUGUUGAAUGUGCACAAACAAGAGCACCAUCAGCCUAACAAUGAAAGCAUAACACCCGAGCAUCUUGUGACGCCUGUGACUGCUCCUUCAGAAGAACAAAUUUUCAAUUGCAAUAUUUGCGGGUCAUCGUAUAAAACAGCUAUUUACUUUAGAAAACAUCAGGAAAGGCACAACUCGGAGAGUGCGUUUAAAUGCGAAAUUUGCGGUAAGGAAUUUGCAUUUUCCUACAAUCUAAAGCAGCACAUGCUUCACCAUAAUAAUGAACGGCCCUACAAAUGUGAUAUUUGUGUUUAUACAUGCAAGACAAAGGCUGCAUUAAGGAUGCACGAGAGAUCACAGAAGCACCUGAAGCGACAAUACAACACAAAUGACGAUGACGAGCAGAGUGACCAGGCCGAUUCUCAGGGUGAAAUUAACGUAGGAGAAUUUGUUUCUUGUGUGAGUUUAACUGAAUAGACGAGUUUUAUUUAGCUCUUACCACUAAAAGUAACAAGUAAGUAAUGUUGUGUAACAUUGAUUAUUCGAAAAACUGUAUCGGCAUAUGUAAUGCGGUAUAUGUAAUAAACUGGCAUUUCGAGCAGGA